Messenger RNA from Ziziphus jujuba (common jujube), 1322 nucleotides. RefSeq lists its product as uncharacterized. The record is from RefSeq and is a predicted model, not a curated record. The transcript has 10 exons. Bases 37 to 978 code for a protein of 313 amino acids. Lineage: Eukaryota; Viridiplantae; Streptophyta; Magnoliopsida; Rosales; Rhamnaceae.
AACAAAAACUAUGGUGUUCCAGUCGGUGAGUCGUCCAUGGCUAGAGUCUCCUCCAACUGGUGGAAGUGGAACCAUACCAAGACCGUACUUCUCCUCUGGCUCAUCUCCGCCACCGUCUUCUACACUCUCUUCAAAAUGGCCCUUCGCAAUGCCGAUCAUUCCUCUUCUUCAGAUUCUUCGGUUUCGUAUGCGGAGCAAAGGUCGAAAUUGUACGAUAAUAUGGCUAGGGAUUUGGAUGAGCACGGAGCAUUGUUUCUUAAAGGCGGUGAGACUUCUCAGUCUUUGUCGAUUUCCGAUAUUUUCACCAUAAAGGAUGGAUCUGUAGCUCCUGUGCUUAAGGCUGCAAAUCCUCCUGUUCGUGCUAAUGUUUUGUAUCUAGGGACAGAGUACUCUCAGCCAAUCUCGGAGGCUGUGAGACAAAUAUUUAAUCCGUACUUUGAUAAAGCUAUCUGGUUUCAGAACUCAAGUUUGUACCAUUUCAGCAUGUUUCAUGCCUCGCAUCAUAUUGUCCCUGUUCCUGCCACUGAGAAUGAGAAAGAAGUUGAAGCAAAUGCAGUUAGUAUGGUUGCUAAGGAACUCUGCCCUUUAAGAAUUGUCUUGGAUAGAGUGGUAUUAACUUCAACAGGUGUGCUGCUUGGAUGUUGGCAGGUAAUCUCUGGGCCAGAUCCAGUAACCAUUCGUUCGAAACUACGAACUGCUCUUCCACAUGCACCAGAGAAGCAACUUUAUGAUGCUGCAAUUCUUCACACAUCAUUUGCAAGACUUCUUGGUCGGCCAAAAGCAUCAACCAUGGAGCUGCGUAAGUCAGAUGAAAUCCAGUUCUUCCAUGAACUAGUUGCUCGCCUAAAUAAUCAGCUCCAUGGAUUUAAGGCAGUGGUUUCCGAGCUAUGGUAUGUGGAGGAAUACGAUGUCUUGGCACUUGCAUUGAAUGGAAGAAUGAAGGCUCACAGGUUCCAACAUGGCUGCAAGAAGACCUGAGGCUUCCAGGUUCAUUAUAACCUAAAACAUAUUCCACGAGGUUUAUAAUAUCUAUCACGAUGAAAAUUUGAUAAAAAUUUUCCUUUUCUUUUGUUGGGUAGAUUUUACACGCCGAACUUCUUUUUCUGUAAAUAAUGCUAAAAAAGAAAAGAAAAAAAUAUAGUGUGCUGAUAUUAUAAAAACUCCCCCAUUAAGUUAUGCUUUACGGUGCAUUACAAACUAGACACUAGAUAAAAAGUAUGUAGCAUAUCUAUGUAUUUUGCUUGUAUUAUUCUUCUGGAACUUUUUGUAUUGAGAAAGUGGGGGAAACUUAUUUGCGGCAAGUCAUAUUUUAUUGUUUGUGA